AUGGUUUGUGGGAUCGACCUCAAGCCCGAACAUCUUACCACAGUCCUUGGAAGAGACGCCGUCCAACGAUUCGGAAUGAUCACACACAUGGCUUCGCAGGUUGCCGAAGAAAAAAACAGUGCGUCUCAUUUGUUGCAAGACGAAGAUUUGUUUGAUGGCAAAUCGACCACCCUCUCACAAGAUCCAUUAGGAGACAAAUUGAAGGAACCACGUGCAAGUGAAGAAGAUACUAAACAAGAUCUUCAGAAGGAAGAUAUUUCUAGCAAAGAAACUUUUCCCGAGGCUUCAGCUUCAGCUACAUUAAGAAAAACUCUUCACUCUCCGCUCGAAACUCCACUGACAAUAGAAAAAGGCUCUCAGGAGAAUCUGCGCGAUGGAAAGUUGACCUCCCCCUCAUCAGGUCCAUCAGAGACUCAGUGGACGCAAUCAGCUACUGCUGGGAAAGAUACCAAUCGAUUUUUCCAGAAGGAUCAUGUUUUUACCGAAAAUCCUUUUCCAAAGGCUGCAUUCUCCACUGCAUUAACUCAGUCCGAGAUUCUAGAUACGGUGCCAAAAUUUCCUCAAUCCAGUGAUGAUUUCUCGAAUGAGACUGGCCAAGCUCCCCAGCUCUCAAGUGCAACACAAAAUCUAUCGGAGUUAUCAUCUUUGGAAAUUACAUGGAAAAAGGUAAAGGGGACGGCUCUUUUGGCUAAAAGUACAACGCCUUUCAAGUAUUUAGCUGAAAUGCCACAAAAGGAAAUAAAUAGUCUUCGAUCUGGUCGUGAUUCACUCCAGCAAAGUAUUAGUCAAACUCACCAGCAUUCAAGUAAAACAGAAAAACUAGCAAAGCCACUACUAUUGAAAACUUUAAGAGAGAAUGCCAACUGGAUCGAGACCUCGGCUCACUUUGGUGAGACUGGACCAAUAGAUAAGCCUGAUGGAUCAAAAGAUCUGUUAAAGCAUAAAUCAAUAAAAACGACCAAGCGGAAUUCACAGAAAAAUCCUAGUUCUACUCAAUCAAAUUCUUCCAUCGCAUCAAAAGACUUAGAUGAUCCUCAAUCCAAUUCUGUCAGGGAUUCCUCCAAGGAACGUGUUGGUCAAAUUUACCAAGAUUCAAGUGAAAAAGUACUAAAACCAAUGGAAGAUCUGGAUGAGAAUGCCAAGAAUAUUUUCCCUGUCACUUACAACACUGAAACCAAUCAACGAACAAGACCUGAUAGACCAAAAGAUAAGUUGAAGCAAGAUUCCGCAAGAUUCAAGCAUGGCUCCAAAUAUCUGCAGAAGAAUGAUAGAUCUACUCAACCUAAUUCUCUAAGUGCUUCAAGAACCUCAAAAGACCCGUUGAAAUCAACAUUCACAGCUAUAGAAUCGGAAACUCGAAGCCUGUUCUCACAUAGAAAAUCAUUUCUGGAGACUAGUCGGAGACAGAACAAACGGGAUGUUUCUUUCAAGUGA
Molecule: messenger RNA, 1434 nt
Organism: Puccinia triticina
Lineage: Eukaryota; Fungi; Basidiomycota; Pucciniomycetes; Pucciniales; Pucciniaceae
Exons: 3
Coding region: 1-1434 (477 amino acids)
Source: RefSeq, a predicted model, not a curated record